Molecule: messenger RNA, 255 nt
Organism: Gryllus bimaculatus (two-spotted cricket)
Lineage: Eukaryota; Metazoa; Arthropoda; Insecta; Orthoptera; Gryllidae
Source: the annotation of a GenBank genome assembly
GGUCAGCCCGACGGCGCCGCCGCCGCUGCCGCCGCCGCGCCGCCCCUGCCCGACGACACCACCCGCCACCUGCCCACGUCGCCCAUCCUGUACGCCGGCACCAUCAUGUCCACGCCCGUGCUGGUGCCCGUGCGCCCCACGCGCCUCGGCGGGCCCGGCCCCACCCCCGACGACGGAGGCCUGCUGCAGCCGUCGCGCGUCUACACGCAGUACGCCGAGGUCACCCCGUCCGCCACGCCCGUCUUCUACACGGAG